Guyanagaster necrorhizus is the source of this 264-nucleotide messenger RNA. RefSeq lists its product as uncharacterized. Lineage: Eukaryota; Fungi; Basidiomycota; Agaricomycetes; Agaricales; Physalacriaceae. Gene Ontology annotation, cellular component: ribosome; cytosolic large ribosomal subunit. The transcript has 3 exons. Gene Ontology annotation, molecular function: structural constituent of ribosome; RNA binding. The record is from RefSeq and is a predicted model, not a curated record. The annotation marks the transcript as partial. Gene Ontology annotation, biological process: translation.
UACAGUAAGCGACACACGAAGUCCCACACUCUAUGCCGCCGUUGUGGGAACAGAGCCUUCCAUCGGCAACACAAAACCUGUGCCCAAUGCGGGUACCCGUCGGCGAAGCUCCGUUCGUACGAGUGGGGCCAGAAGGCUAAGAGGAGAAAGACCACCGGAACAGGGAGGAUGCGGCACCUGAAGGAUGUCUCUCGCAGGUUCAAGAAUGGGUUUAGGGAAAACACCGUCGCCCGCAAGAGGACCAAGACGACGACGGAGGCUUGA